Messenger RNA from Spinacia oleracea (spinach), 3294 nucleotides. Its product is annotated as receptor-like protein kinase THESEUS 1. The record is from RefSeq and is a predicted model, not a curated record. The coding region runs from base 469 to 2997 and encodes 842 amino acids. Gene Ontology annotation, molecular function: protein kinase activity; ATP binding. The transcript is spliced from 2 exons. Gene Ontology annotation, biological process: protein phosphorylation. NCBI's taxonomy places the organism in Eukaryota, Viridiplantae, Streptophyta, Magnoliopsida, Caryophyllales, Amaranthaceae.
UUAGGCUCAAAUAAUGUGCGACUGAUUCGUGUUUUGAAGUUUCACAUCUUUUUCCUAAUUUGUGGGUCCUUUCUCUCUAAAAAUUGACAGGCUAAUCAACAGCCUGGAAAGGGCUGGUAAUUCUGGUGAGCUCAAUUUCUGCUUCACUUUACCUGAGUUUUCAUGGUAGUUGGUACUACUACUUGAUACUCCGUAUUUGUAUUCUUCCUUUCUUGCUGCCAUUGAUGCCCCUUCUCUCAACUGGGCACACUUUCACCUCUAACUCUUUUCUCUCUCCUCCAAAUUGUAUGCUCAAUUGAAAAGAGAUCUGAAGGUGUUCGACGAAAUGUCUCAGUGAGAAUAAGAUUGCUGUCAACUUGGGUUUGUUCCAUUUGGGCAUGUUUUGGGGUUAAUUUUGUUUUUCGGUUUUGAAUUGUUCUGGUGAUUGCUUAAAUUAAGCAAAUAUUGUGGUACUUGGAGCUUUCAAAGAUGAAGAUUAUGAAAUGGGGGCCUUUGUUUAUAGCUUUGAUUUUAUAUGGGGUGUUUGUUUGUAGCUCAAAUGCAGCCUUUAUUCCUGCUGAUUCUUACUUGUUAGCUUGUGGUUCUUCACAAAAUGUCACUUUUCAAGGCCAGACCUUUAUCCCUGAUUUAGAACAUUCCUCCGUUAAACUCAGUAGUCAAGCCAAUUCACUUGUUGCCACCACCAAUUCUAGUGCCCCCUUCCCAAUUUACCAAUCUGCCCGAAUUUUCACGCGUAGUGUGUCUUAUGAAUUCAAUAUCAAACAAAAAGGCCAUCAUUGGGUUCGGUUGUAUUUCUGUCCGAUUUGGAGUCCUGGGCAUGACUUGAAGUCGGCGUCCCUUACUGUUGUUACUGAGAACUUUGUGCUCCUAAAUAACUUCACAUUUAAGGACUUCAAGGGUUCUUAUAUGUGGAGGGAGUUUGCCAUCAAUGUUGAUUCGGAUUCCUUGACUCUCACCUUUAUUCCUUCAAACAAUUCAAUUGCGUUUGUGAACGCGAUUGAAGUUGUCUCCGUCCCAGUUGAAUUGUUCCCUGACCAGGCUUUGGCCUUGCCAUCAACUUCUGUUAGUGGGAUUUCAGAGCUAGCACUCGAGACUGUGUAUCGAGUGAAUAUGGGCGGUCCAUUGCUUACUGCUCAAAAUGAUACACUAGGAAGAAUGUGGCAGAACGAUCUGCAAUAUCUUCAUGUGAAUAGCUCUGCCACGAAUGUUUCUGUCAGCCCUUCAACUAUCAAGUAUCCAGCUUCAGUUACUCCUGAAACAGCACCAAACUGGGUUUAUGCCACCUCUGAAAAUAUGGGAGAUCCGAAUGUGGCAAAUAGUAACUUCAACAUUACCUGGGUUUUUAAUGUUGAUCCAGAUUUCUCCUACUUCCUAAGGAUCCAUUUUUGUGAUAUUGUCAGCAAGUCUCUCAAUUCUCUUGUUUUCAAUCUGUACAUUAACUCGGAUGUUUGGGAAAGUGUAGACCUCUCAACUAUAACUGGGGGUCUUGCUGUGCCUUACUACAAAGAUUUUGUUGCAAAUUCUUCAGAUUCAGGAGUCUUGACCAUAAGUGUUGGUCCAGACUCUGCAGCUGAUAGUGAUGGUGCUAUCAUGAACGGUCUGGAGAUCAUUAAGAUGAGCAAUGAAGCAAGAAGCUUGGAUGGAGUUUCUCCUGUCGAACAUCUUCUUCCUCCUUCAGCAUCGAAAAAGAAGCAUACUGUAAUAAUCAUUGGUUUAGCUAUAGCUGGUGUUGCUGCAGUGGUGAUGAUGGCUCUCUUCUAUUGCUGCUUUGUUUCUCGCAAGUCAAAGGAUCCUCAACAAGGACAUUCAUGGUUGCCUUUGCCAUUGUAUGGGAUUGGAAACUCACUGACAUUGACAAAAAUGUCUACUGUUUCUCAAAAGAGUGGAACUGCUAGCUGCAUAUCAUUGACUUCCACCAAUCUUGGUCGGUUCUUCUCUUUCCAGGAAAUCACGGAAGCGACCAAUAAGUUCGAUGAGACUAUGCUCCUUGGAGUUGGUGGUUUCGGAAGAGUUUACAAGGGAACACUUGAAGAUGGGACUAAUGUAGCUGUUAAAAGAGGAAAUCCAAGGUCUGAACAAGGUAUAGCUGAGUUCAGAACCGAAAUUGAAAUGUUAUCUAAGCUAAGACAUCGUCAUCUUGUUUCUCUGAUUGGGUACUGUGAUGAGAGGUCUGAGAUGAUAUUGGUGUAUGAAUACAUGGCUAAUGGACCUCUGAGGAGCCAUCUUUAUGGUGCAGAUCUUCCAUCUCUCUCAUGGAAACAGCGGCUUGAAGUAUGCAUUGGUGCUGCGAGAGGAUUGCAUUAUCUCCACACUGGUGCAACUCAGAGCAUUAUACACCGAGAUGUCAAGACAACAAAUAUCCUCUUGGAUGAGAAUUUGGUGGCUAAGGUGGCUGAUUUUGGCCUCUCAAAAACUGGACCUUCUCUUGAUCAGACCCAUGUUAGCACAGCUGUUAAAGGAAGUUUUGGGUACCUUGAUCCUGAGUACUUCAGAAGACAACAGUUAACUGAAAAGUCAGAUGUAUAUUCAUUUGGAGUAGUUUUGAUGGAAGUUCUCUGCACUAGACCAGCUUUGAACCCCGUUCUCCCAAGAGAGCAAGUAAAUAUAGCAGAAUGGGCAAUGACCUGGCAAAAGAAGGGGAUGCUUGAUCAAAUUAUGGACUCAAACCUUGUGGGUAAGGUAAAUUCUGCUUCGUUGAAGAAAUUCGGGGAGACUGCAGAGAAGUGCUUGGCAGAGUAUGGGGCGGAUAGGCCGUCAAUGGGAGAUGUCUUAUGGAAUCUUGAAUAUGCUCUUCAGUUGGAGGAGAUGUCAUCUGCUCUUGCUGAACCUGAAGAUAACAGCACCAAUCAUAUUCAAGGUUUACCAUUGUCCUCACUUGAGCAAUUUGACAAUAGUGUUAACAUUAUGAAUGGACCUAACUCUGGUACGGAUGAUGAUGUAGAAGAUACUACAACGAGCGCUGUAUUUUCUCAAUUAGUAAAUCCCCGUGGAAGAUGAGAGGAACCAUUUCUCUGAUAAACACGUUUGGGUGCUCCAAAUGAAGGUUAAGUUAAAAUUUGAUUCUUCUUUGUUGGCUUCAUUGUUUUCCUAUUUUGAUUUGUAAUAUAGUGAAGAAAGAAUACUUGGUAUAAUGCAGCCAUCCAAUACUGUCCUCACGAUUGUUGUAGGAAGCCUAUUGUUUACUCUUUGUUCUUAUUUAUUUGGAUUUAUAUUACACUUCUGGAUAUGGAUAUAUGUAAUCAAUUUACGAAACACUCGUUCAACAAUGCAAAAAACAAAGCACGGUUUCUGCAA